Molecule: messenger RNA, 4665 nt
Organism: Acanthaster planci (crown-of-thorns starfish)
Lineage: Eukaryota; Metazoa; Echinodermata; Asteroidea; Valvatida; Acanthasteridae
Biological process (GO): mRNA 3'-end processing
Cellular component (GO): mRNA cleavage and polyadenylation specificity factor complex
Molecular function (GO): protein binding
Source: RefSeq, a predicted model, not a curated record
UUUUAACCGUAGAUACCAGACUAUAAUCAUGGCUGACAGUACGAAUUUGUGAAACGCGCACGUAGCAGACACAAAAUAAAUUUCAGUUCUGACACAGACAGAUUAAAGAAAUUGACAAUAUUCAACCCUAAAACGACGCGAACCCUCCCAGGCUUUGUGACAAACCAUUUGACACAAUGGAAGGCGGUGGGGGCACCGCCGUGGCCUCGCCACAGUCCAGCCAGGGCUUCUUCCACCGGCCCCGGCUACCGUACCGGGAGAAGAACCAGUUCUACAAGCACCACCACUAUUACAACCGCAUGCUAGGUGAGCAGGGUCCCAACAACGCCACCAACUUUGACGGGAAGCGCAUGCGGAAGAGUAUCACCCGGAAGACGGUGGACUACAACUCGUCGGUCAUCAAGCUGCUGGAGUCUCGUGUUUGGCAAAGGGACUCUCGGGAUGUGCGUUGGAUACAGCCCGACCCGACGUACUCACACGAGCUAUCAUUACCAGAGACAUAUUUGCACAAUCCCAUCAAUGCGGUCACCACUCGAUUUGUCCGAACCUCCACUAACAAGAUCCGCUGCCCAAUCUUCUGCUGUGUCUGGACCCCUGAGGGUCGUAGGCUGGUGACAGGGGCAUCCAGUGGAGAAUUCACCCUCUGGAACGGACUGACCUUCAACUUUGAAACAAUCCUUCAGGCCCACGACUACCCCGUGCGGGCCAUGACCUGGAGCCACAACGACCUCUGGCUGCUGACAGGUGACCACCUGGGCUACAUCAAGUACUGGCAGUCCAACAUGAACAACGUCAAGAUGUACCAGGCUCACAAGGACCAGCCCAUCCGAGGCGCAAGCUUCUCACCGACUGACUCCAAAAUCACAACAUGCGCCGAUGACGGGACAGUCAGGAUCUUUGAUUUUGUACGAUGCUAUGAAGAGCGCGUGCUUAGAGGUCAUGGGGCAGAGGUCAAGUGCGUGGACUGGCACCCACAGAAGGGCCUGGUUGUGUCAGGCAGCAAGGACAGCCAGCAGCCCAUCAAGCUGUGGGACCCCCGCUCCAGCAACCCAUUGGCCACACUCCACGCUCACAAGAGCACCGUCAUGGCCGUCCGUUUCAACCAGAACGGCAACUGGCUCCUGACAGCCUCCCGCGACCAUGUCUGCAAGCUCUUCGACAUCCGCACCAUGAAGGAGAUGUACACAUUCCGGGGCCACAAGAAAGAGGCCACAGCCAUUUCAUGGCAUCCAAUUCACGAGACCAUGUUCGCUAGCGGUGGUUCAGAUGGAUCUCUCCUCUUCUGGGAAGUCGGGAAUGAGAAGGAAGUGGCUAGCGUAGAGACUGCCCACGACAGCAUCGUUUGGAGCCUAGCCUGGCAUCCACUGGGUCACAUCCUAGCUUCGGCAUCCAACGAUCAUACCACAAAAUUCUGGACCAGGAAUCGACCCGGUGACAGAAUGCGAGACCGCUACAACUUGAACAUGUUGCCCAUCGGGACAUCUGAAGAAAUGUUGGAGUUUGAUGAUGAUACCUCAGCAUUGCCCUCCAUCCCAGGCAUGGGACUGGAGCACGGUCUGCCAGAACACCUCAAGAAACCCGAAGAGGGGCUCACGGAGGAUGACAUCUCUCUGGACACCUCCAUCCCUGGCCUGGAGUCUUCAGUGGAAGAGCUUGCCAAGCUCAAGCCUCAGCCCCAGCGCAAGGUGCCCUACGCCAAGCCCAUUCCAGCUGACUUCCAGCGACAAUGGGACAAGACCAAGGCCCCCGGCAUUGCUCCGCAGCAGACAGAGACGUCGCAAGACGAAGAUGCCGGGAAGAAGGAGGCUAAAGACAGCGAAGACGAUGAAGCUAAGAAGAUGGAAAGGAUGGUAAAGAACUCAGGCGUGGCUGUGGCCCAAGCUCAUCAGGCCGUCCUAAAUGCAAUGAAGAAUGCCAAGGAGAAUGGCGGGCAGCUGCCCCUAUCGGGAAUGAUGAUGGGACAGCCUCACCCAGGAGGGCCACCUGUGAUGGGUCCCAUGCCCGGAAUGGGGAUGGAUGGACACUCGGGGAUGGGUGGGCCCGCUGGUAGAGGCAGACCUCCAGGGGGGAGUGGACCUGAAGGGAUGAAUCCAAAUGAGGGUGCAUUUAACCCGGGUCCCCGUGGUAUGCCGGCUCCGAAUCAGCCUGGGACGGGGUCCAAGGGUAAGGCGGGGAUCCCAGCCCUCAUGGGGAUACGCCUGAACGGCCCCAGUUCUAGAGUACCUGGCAAUGGUGGGCCACCAGAAGUGGGUGUGAUGGAUGUACCGCCCCCUAACCUUCCCAAGGAAAUGAUGGAUGCACCUGAGGGUAGGACCUUAGGUCAGGAUUUCUUGCCUCAUUCCCCACCCCUGCCACUCCCCAGUGACAACACAGACUUUCCUACUGCCUCAGGCAAGGACAGAAACCGACGGGAUUUUAGCGACCCAAGAGAUGAGGAUCUCCGUGGGGACAUUGAUCUCCGGCAGGGCUUUACUGACGUGGAUAUGAGGCAACAGUUUCACGACCCACCCCCUCCCAAACGAUUUGACGGGCGAUUUGACCGUGGUGAGAGUCCCCCAGGUGGUUGGGGCAAUAGAAUGCCACCUAGGGAUGGACUACACCAGGACUUUGAUAUGAGACAGCAGAGGGGACCCCAUGGGGGAGCAAGGAUGGGACCCAGGGGGGAUGACCCAAGGGAUCCGCCUUUUGAUGACCUCAGGCACUCAAGAUCUGAGGAUAGACCAGAUCUGGAUGCCCUCCGAAGGCGAGAGGGCUCACCAGGAGGGAGGAGACGGGAAGAUUUCAUGGAUGAGGACUUGCGACAGCCUCCUGGGCGGUUCCUGGGAGGAGGCCCCCCUGGAUCGAGGUCCUGGAGAGGGGGUGAUUCAUCUGAGGAAGAUCCUUUUCGAGGGUUUGACCCUGGCCAGGAUCCUGGGCCAUCAAGAGGCAGCUUCCCAGACAGGGGUGGGUUCGGAUCACAAGAUGAAGAUAUGCGAGGAGGAACUAGGAGUCGAUUUGGCUUGGAUGAGCCAUUCGACCCAGACUUUCGUCCCAAAGGACUGCUGCCACAUCCAGGUGACGAUGGGCCACGAAAGCCCCGCUCACUGCCCCUACUCGGUGACCGUGAUGACAGGGCGAAUUACCCCGACCUUGGGUCCCCACAUGACAGCGGCGACAUGAAAAGAACUUGGAAUGAGGGGCCAGGAGAUGGCCGAGACAUGGACCAACUGGAACCAUUUGGGAACUUUGGAGGUCCGGGUGGCCCAGGCCGCGGACAGGGAAACAUGUGGCGUGGAGGGCGGGGGGACAUAAGGGGAGGGGGCCCAGGCAUGAGAGGCCGGGGAGACCCCAGCAUGAGGGGGAGAGGGGAUCCGGGGAUGAGGGGCAGUCCGUCGGGAUUCCGGGGGCCAUUUCGUGGUGGAAUGGGAAGGGGGGGCAUGGGGAGGGGUGGCAUGGGUCGAGGCGGCCCAGGCUGGUGAGGGAAGAGUUAGGGUCGUCCCGGGGCAUUGGGUCAUUCCAAGGUCUUAAACUUUACAAGAGGUUAUUGACCAUGUCACAAAGUCCACUGAAAUUGGAGGCGCAGGUGUCUAAUACAUGUAUUUAAACUGCUUAUGCACAGUUUUAACAGUUCGACCACAUCCUGCUCUAGAGAUCAUUUAACUUGAGCCAGUGAGGCCCACUCGUUUCAUCAAAGUAUUCAUCAAUAUACAGGGGGGCAUCAAUCCUGUUUAGGGUCAACUUGUCAUACAAGCCCAGCUGAUAUGUGGCGCUUUAAUAACUACAUGUAAAAUGGCAAAAAACUUUGCAUAAGCUUUUAAAGUGGCUGUUACUUUGUAAGAUAAAUCUCCCAUCCAACAAGUUAGUUUUGGCCACAAGGCUUAUUCAUAUUUCCCACUGACCAUCAUUCAUGUGCUAAAAGCAAUUCUUCCCGUCUCUACCUUCCAAGCACAGCUGUCCUAAGCAUGGAUCAGUUUCUGUUGGCAGAUUGGAAAGUUUUGUAUAGUGGCUCUGUUUGAUGGGGGGUUUACUUUGAAAGUCAACAAACCGGUUCAGGGAUGGCCUUUUUAUAUUUCUUCUCUACUGAGAACCUCAGGUAUGGUUUGAGGGCCAUAUGAGGGAAUUGACGGCACUACUCCAAUAUCCCUGGGGAGGGGAUAAAAUGUAAUGGGUAAUUAAGCAUUUUGCUGUGGAUUCAUGGAUAGUGUGAAGCAAGGCGCCAGUGUAAGUUGGUACGUGUAGUCCUCGUACCCUCUGUAUCAAGUGGAGGGGAGUUAUAGUGCUUUAAUCCCUGCCUCCUUUGGCAUCACAAGGAAUGCACUGAAUGUUCAUUCCAUCGUAUAUUCCUCUGUUUUUUUGUGGCAAGGGGGCAGGGUUAAGUGAGUCGAACUUUUUCCAUUCUUUUGUAAAAAGUUUCCGGGGUUUUUAGUUGAAAUUGGCAUUCAUUGCAUCUACCUGGAAAGAAUUCUUCAUUUGAUUUCAAAAUCUCCCCUUUCUGUAUUUGUAAAGUUAGUAUUAAAAUGGAAAAAAAGUACAAAGUGUACAAAAAAAUGAUCAAUUUGUAAAAGUGUACAACUUUCUAAUCAUGGUUAUUUUUUGAGUAGCUGUACAUGUCGUGUUCUGUAUUAAACCGUUACUUGGUUGAUAUCAACGACAAUUAAAAGAAAAAGGUAACUGAUGUUCCUUCAA